This is a messenger RNA of Ooceraea biroi (clonal raider ant), 5200 nucleotides long. Its product is annotated as MAP/microtubule affinity-regulating kinase 3. Lineage: Eukaryota; Metazoa; Arthropoda; Insecta; Hymenoptera; Formicidae. Gene Ontology annotation, cellular component: cytoplasm. Gene Ontology annotation, molecular function: tau-protein kinase activity; ATP binding. Gene Ontology annotation, biological process: protein phosphorylation; microtubule cytoskeleton organization; intracellular signal transduction. The record is from RefSeq and is a predicted model, not a curated record.
CCGCGUCGCCGCGUCCAACGGUGAGACUGUAAGAUCGUGAGGUUGAAACGAUCGGGGGAACGAUCCAGAUCCGCAUCCCGACCGCGCGCAUACCGUUGCUCGUCGGUGACGGCGAGACGGCUCGCCCGCUGACGAGCAGAGUUCCCCAUCGACGAGUAUCGACGACGAUCGAUCGGUGGUCUCUCUCUCUCUCUCGCUCUCUCUCUCUCUCUCUCUCUUUCUCUCUCUCUCUCGAUAGGUAGGAGGUCGUUGUCGAUCCGUGACGUCAACCGAGGAUCCCCAUUGUACUUGUUGCGGGCGGACGUCUGCGCUCCGCCGACGAUGAAUCCUUGAUACGCGCUCUCCUUGAAGCCGUCCGUCGCUCUUUCCCGUCCUUCCUGCCCCCGCACUCCGUACGCGCCUUGAGUCUUCCUUUCUCUUGCUAUCGUGUGUGUCCACGAUGUCCUUCCGGGGUAUCUGUCGUACUUCGAUUUCGAAUAUUGACUCGCAGCCUUGUAAACUCGCGUUACUUUGCGAAUGCGUGAUAAGUAAUUAUCGCGAGUUAGAAGCUCGCCGAUAUCGCGCGAGGUACGCUCAAGACGCACGCGAUACACGGAACAGAAAAUAUUUCCAUGCACGUAAAGGGGAACUCACGCGUGACACCGAAGGCAGUAGUUACGGACCGUAAAAUUGUACUCGCCCGGACUUUUUCGAAAUCAGUAACAAAGAACACUGGAAGGAAGAAUUAAUUCAUAAAAGUCCACAAGUUGAAAGAGGAACUGAUUAAAUAUGGAUACUGGAUCUACACAGGGUAAAAAGCAAAUCCGCGUGGGAUUUUAUGACAUCGAGGGAACUAUCGGCAAGGGUAACUUUGCCGUUGUAAAGUUGGCCAGGCAUCGAAUCACGAAAACGGAGGUGGCCAUCAAGAUAAUCGAUAAAACUCAAUUAGACCCUACUAAUCUGGAGAAAGUGUAUAGGGAGGUCGAAAUUAUGAAGCAACUGGAGCAUCCGCAUAUCGUUAAAUUGUAUCAGGUCAUGGAGACGAAGAACAUGAUUUACAUGGUGUGCGAGUACGCGAGCAAAGGCGAGAUAUUCGACUACAUAGCGCGGUACGGAAGAAUGGGAGAGCCCAGGGCACGUGCAACGUUCGCCCAGAUACUGUCGGCGGUCGAAUACUGCCACGUGACGGGUGUGGCGCAUCGGGAUCUGAAGGCGGAAAACCUGCUUCUCGACGCCCAGAUGAACGUGAAGAUCGCCGAUUUCGGCUUCAGCAACAGAUUCGCCCCGGGUGAACGGCUGAGCACGUGGUGCGGUAGCCCUCCUUACGCCGCUCCCGAGGUUUUCCGGGGGAAGCACUACGCCGGACCGGAGAUCGACGUAUGGAGUCUGGGCGUCGUGCUGUACGUGUUAGUAUGCGGUGCACUGCCUUUCGACGGAUCGACUCUUCAGUCGUUGAGAGAUCGUGUGCUAAGCGGCAGAUUUCGAAUUCCUUACUUCAUGAGCACAGACUGCGAGAGCCUAAUACGCAAGAUGUUGGUAUUGGAGCCUUCCAAGCGAUACACCAUUCCACAAAUCAAACGGCACCGUUGGAUGGCGGGGACAGCCGACAGCAUUUGUUCAGUGAUCGUAACACGGCCGUCGUCGUCUAUUCAGGAGCCAAACGAGCAGAUACUCCGACUCAUGCACAGCUUAGGAAUAGACAUUAGCCGCACUAGAGAGUCCUUGCGAAAUAGCAGCUACGACCAUCAUGCUGCUAUUUAUUUCUUGCUGCUGGAGAGAUUGAAGCAGCAUCGUGUCAGCGGCAGCAUUAAUAAUGCCUGCUGGUCCACUGUCGCGAGAACCAAGGAAGAUAAGUUUAAAUCAAGAGGAAGAGACGAUACCGGCAGGGGGGGUAAAAGAUUCAGCUCGACAAGUUCCUCAACCGAUGAAGGUUGUUGCAGCGCGGAGGGCGAGUUGGAGGAAGGGCCGAGCAGCGACGAGCUGCGCGAAGCGCAAAUCAAACUCGAGGAGCACAGAUUAGGCCUAGAUCACGACAUCAGUCAACGAAUUGACAGUCAGAUAGUCAAUCGAAGAUUAAGCGAUUACCAGCAUCAUUUUGAUAACCCGCUUAUGGAUCCUAUUGAUCCACCCAGUCGAACAGCCCUGUUCAUGGCGGGCGGCAGUGGCAGCUCGUCCUCGGAGCUGUUCGAGUCUAGCUUCGAUUCCGGUUGCCCGCCAGAUUACACGGGGACGAAUUGCUUUACGAGCAGCUUGCCAUCCUGCACGCCACCGCCACCCAAGAGUCCGUCUCCGAUUACUGGCAGGAUAUCCCGAGUCUCUCAAGGACGACGAGCGUCUGACGGCGGGCCCAGACUAUUAUUCUGUCAGCAGGGUGUCGGCGACAGGCCGUCCAAGCAGAGGAGUAUUCAAGAUUCGGGGAAGGCACGAGGCCAUCUGGAUCUAGUCCACCUUAGACCACCGUCCACACCACCCGAUAAUCAGCAGCAAUUCAAGAUGCGCGGUGACUCGGGCACGCAGCUACAGCUUCUAAUGCAGCAACGUAUGCUGCAGCAGAAGCGCAACUUGUAUCACCGGCACCGGGGCGGCGGUAGCCCGACGCCGAUUCCAGUCUCGACCGGCGGCACCAGCAGACGCACCGAUCACGUGCCGAGACAAGACAGCUACAAGCUGGCGCAACGUACGCAGAUCUUGCCUCCUCUCUCUCAGGGGCACGUCGACAGAGACUUCGACAGAGACAGAAAACGAGACGAGGAGAGAUGGAAGAGCCUACCGUCCCGAUUGGCAGCGGACUGCCAGUUGGCGGAGAGAUCGCUGAUAUGGAGCCAGCAGGUGGGCCUUAGUGGAGGUGCGUCUUACUUACCACCGGGCAGUGUAGGUGGUUUCUUGUGGCCCACCACCAGCAAUCCACAUUCAACCAUCUUCGAAAACGUAGGGGAUCCAAUGGAAUAAACUUUUCUCUGCCCUAUUGUUCUUAAUAAUUAUCUCGAGAUCUUGCGUAUGGAAAGCCCCAGCUAUUAAUAUCGAAUAUACUCUCACAAAGAGAGAGCAAUAUUCCCUCUCCUAGUCUUUCCACGUUGACUUUCAUUAAAUAGUCGUAUAUCAUUAUUUUCUAUUUAAUAGAGGAAUGUCGAGGUGUGUGAAGUCUGUAUGAAGAAGUCAAUAAUAAUAUUCACACACAUCUGUAAUAAUAAUUAUACUUCUUUACAUACUCAAGAUCUCUCAUUAGAUGUAUGGUACAUGUUACUGAAUAUCAAAGAUUUGCACUUUUAUUCUUUUAUUGGUCCAAAACCAUUGCCACCCGAAAAAAAUCCGUUUAUUACAAAUUAUAAUAGAAUGUUUCAUUUGAGUCACUCGUUAUCAUUCGUUAUCAUUACAACAUAAUACGUGUUUCAUCAAGUUCUAUUAUACCGUAUUGUCUACAAGUAGAGUAUUGAGUACAUACUACGGAAUAUAUAUACAUGGCGCAAGAAAAAUGUUUCAUACGAAGGAAUCUUUGUCAUACAGUAACACGUGUACCUGCCUUAUUAAAAUGACUGAAUUUGUCAGUCAAAUAUCCAAUUAUAUCAUAGACUGAUAAUUGACAAGAUAAAACACCAACCGAUCUUAGUUGAAGAGCAAGUGGCAUAUGACUUGCUUUACACCAUCUGCUACUGACAAUGGGAAACGAGAACAUAAAGCGAGCAAAAGAACUGCGGGGUUUUUAAGUAUUGUUAAAUGGAGUUUUUAAUUGAUAAAUUCUAGAUAGAGCUAGGGAAAGCUUAGAAGUUUCGCUCGUUUCCGUAGUGUGCUUACAUGUGUAAAAGGAACGACAGAUGCACCGAAUUUAUGCGAAAUAUAAAUCCCUAAAGGAUAUUCUGUACUGCCAAUGAGUGAGAGAGAUAUGAAUGCUCAAAUCAUUGACGAGAUAUUAAAAAUAUGUUAUAGGGUAUAGGAAACGAAAUAUCAACGACAAGCGAGGAAUACAACAGCGACUGAGAUAGAAUUAAAAUUCUUUUUGUAACGAAGAGCGAGUACUAUGCCACUUUCGCUUUUCCGUUGAUUUAAUCGAAGAGUGGAGACACGACGCGAGUUGAAAAGUUUUUCUUACGUAGUUAUCUUAAUAAGCGUUCUAUUGUACAAAAUUAGAGAUGUUUUCCUCUUCCACUCUUCACGAUGGUGACCAUAGAAGAUAGGAAUAAAUAAUAAAGAGAAACAAUAAUAUUAGCAGUAAAUAGUAGCUAACAUGUGUAAAAAGUGCUGCAUUCUGUAAAAAAAAAUGGUCGAAUCAAUUAUUUGCGUGAUCAAUUUGCUAUGUAAGUAUAAAUUAAACUGCAUUACUGUAUACGUUAUCUCUUUCUAGAAAUAUUUACCACACACAACACGUACAUUAACGGUCGCACUACUUUUAUACAAGUGUCUUUCAUAACACUCUCACUCAGACUCUAAAUAUGAUUUCUUCUCAGCUGGAUAUUUUCCAUUUCAACGGCUCUGUUUACGAGCUUGGUACGUUAUAAUUAUUAGAGGAAACGUUGUGGGAAAAAACGAUAGCAAUUACGAAACCCUUUGUACAAUUUGAUAUGAAUACAGCACUUUAAAAACAAUAUAUAUAUACAUAUAUAUAUAUAUAUAUAUUAUUAUUAGAACCUAGUAAUAUAGUCAGUAGUAAGCAAUACCGGCCGCGCACAACUGACAACGACUUUACUAUUCAAGUUUUUCGCCAUUUUUUACCCGACAGGAAACAAUCAAACAUCGCUCAAAAGUCUUUUGAUAAGUGAGACAUAACUGUUAAGUUAGCUUAAUCACAAACGAAAUCCAUUAUCCGUAAACGGACAUCGAUGCAAAGUAUCCAUGAAUCUCAGGAAUUGAAAAUCAAUUUUGGCAUUGUUAUACGAAUUCUCAUAUCCGUCUCUCUUGGACUCAUAGGAUCUCGUAUAUCGCGUAAACUAGAAAUCCAGUAGAGCAUAAAAAACUGUUGUUUUUAUAUAGCAGCAAUAAAUCGAUUUCACCUUGUCCAUCGAGGAAUACAUUUACGCAAGUUCAGCUACACGAAGUUCUCGCGGAAGAUUUUGCGACGAUUACAUGUGAUACUGUUGUUUUAUAAUAUGUAAGCUAUAUUGUUUUAUAUAAUAUGUAACCUGUUUAAGAACUACCACCAUUUUGCGGAAGUAAUUAUUUGCUAUCAAAUCACUGACUGCCAUACAGACAAUUUGUCUUAUUAGAAGAAAAAAAAAAAACAAUGAAU